Aspergillus chevalieri is the source of this 1347-nucleotide messenger RNA. RefSeq names its product mandelate racemase/muconate lactonizing enzyme family protein (gene LGD1). Gene Ontology annotation, biological process: amino acid catabolic process; carbohydrate catabolic process. The coding region runs from base 1 to 1347 and encodes 448 amino acids. Gene Ontology annotation, molecular function: L-fuconate dehydratase activity; magnesium ion binding. NCBI's taxonomy places the organism in Eukaryota, Fungi, Ascomycota, Eurotiomycetes, Eurotiales, Aspergillaceae. The transcript has 3 exons. The record is from RefSeq and is a predicted model, not a curated record.
AUGGUCAAGAUCACUGGGUUCACAACCCGCGAUGUGAGGUUUCCGACCUCCCUCGACAAAACCGGCUCAGAUGCCAUGAACGCCGCAGGCGACUACUCUUCUGCGUACUGUAUCCUGACUACGGAUUCUGAGUAUACCGGACAUGGAAUGACCUUCACAAUCGGCCGCGGCAACGACCUCGUCUGCUCCGCCAUCUCCCUCCUCACUCCUCUCGUCAUCGGGAAAGAUUUAGAUGAAUUAACUGCCAACUGGGGCCAAACAUGGCGCUACCUCGUCUCCGACAGCCAACUGCGUUGGAUCGGACCUGAAAAGGGCGUUAUGCAUCUCGCCCUUGGUGCCUUGGUCAAUGCGUUGUGGGAUCUCUGGGCGAAGACGCUGGGUAAGCCUGUUUGGAGGGUUAUUGCGGAUAUGACUCCCGAGGAAGUAGUGAGGUGUAUUGAUUUCCGGUACAUUACGGAUGCGUUGAUGCCGGAGGAGGCGGUUGCACUACUGAAAGAGGUUGAAGGUGGUAAGGCAGAAAGGAUCAAGGAGGCGGAAGAGAAUCGCGCGGUGCCGGCGUACACGACUAGUGCGGGGUGGUUGGGGUACGGGGAGGAGAAGAUGAAGGCGUUGCUGAAGGAGAGUGUGGAGCUUGGGUAUCGGCAUUUCAAGAUGAAGGUUGGCGGGGAUCUGGAGGAGGAUAAACGGCGGUUGCGGAUUACGAGGGAAGCCAUUGGGUAUGAUAAAGGGAAUGUCCUCAUGGUCGACGCGAACCAGAUCUGGUCCGUUCCUGAGGCGAUUACCUGGAUGCGCGAGCUUGCUGAGUUCAAGCCCUGGUUUAUCGAGGAGCCUACGUCGCCAGAUGAUAUUCUUGGUCACGCGGCGAUUCGCAGAGCUCUCGCUGAUAUCCCUAUUGGUGUUGCGACAGGCGAAAUGUGCCAGAACCGGGUUAUCUUCAAGCAACUCCUGCAAGCCAAUGCCCUGACAGUCCUACAGCCGGAUGCCUGCCGCGUCGGUGGUGUCAACGAAGUCCUUGCGAUCCUGUUGCUGGCUCGCAAGUUUGGAGUUCCUAUCGUGCCACAUUCGGGUGGUGUUGGGUUGCCGGAGUACACGCAGCACCUCAGUACGAUUGACUAUGUGGUUGUGAGCGGGAAGGCGAGUGUGUUGGAAUACGUGGACCAUUUGCAUGAGCAUUUUGUGCAUCCGAGUCGGGUGCAGGAUGGGUAUUAUGUCACGCCUAUGGAGCCCGGAUAUAGUGUUGAAAUGAAGGCGGAUAGUAUGGAUUUGUUUUCGUUUCCGGGCGAGGCGAAGGGCUGGUGGAGGUCUGACGAUGCGAAGAUAAUUUUGGAGGGGCCUAGGGUUAUUUGA